Molecule: messenger RNA, 1567 nt
Organism: Amoebophrya sp. A25
Lineage: Eukaryota; Dinophyceae; Syndiniales; Amoebophryaceae
Source: the annotation of a GenBank genome assembly
UUUCAAGGCGUCUGCUCCCACAGUUCUAUUGUGGACGAUAAGACCACCAAACUCUCUCCUGUUCUGCGAAAAAUCCUACAACAAAUCGCAAACUUGAACAUUUUGGAUGACCUUCAAUAAUUCUGUUUUCCCUUCAUCUUAUCAAUACCAAUAUCUCUAGCGCAUUAUAACAAGCAAAAUUGUAGUUUCCCCCGAAGUGUAGUUGUUUAAUUAUUACGUCGGUACAAUCAUCAUCAUCAUCAUCAUCAUCAUCAUCGUCGUGCUGUGCUCCAUGAGGGUUGGAUGAAAGUUACUUAAUCUUCUGCAUCACCUCCUCACCUUAGGUGUUUUGUCCUAACAACGAACAUUAGACCUGUUUUUGACACGACCACGACGAAAGAAGAUGACUCGUCCGCCACCUGCGCCACCCAUCUGGCUCAUCGAUGGGACACUAGUGGCCAGACGUAUGUUUGGAUUGACAGGAGAUCAAGUUAAGGAGGGGCUAUACAGAAGAUACUAAAAAGGUGGAUAAUUGUUCUUGACACAUAAUAAUCGAGCACCCCGUAGUGAGGGGCCCCUACUCCUUGAAUUAGCCCUCCACUAGAUGAGAGCAAUAACUACAAGAAGCUAGCAAACUACUUCAUCUACGUAGAAAGAUCUCGUCAAAUAUUAACAACCUGCUCUCCUUCAUCUGCUCUUCUAAGCAGUGUCGUUUUGUACAGAAUUUUUGCAAGAAGGUCUGGUCUUUGCGGUUGAUGGCGGAUACAGUUGGUGCGAAGCCAGUGGUUGUUUUCGAUCGCGACGCUAACGUUUCAUGGCGCAAAGAGUUUCAGCGAGAAUACAAACACCGUCGCUCCUUCGCCGGUGAGAGGGACCAACAGGUUUCUUAUUUCAUAGAAUUUGAUUCAUCGGGCAGUCGUGCUUCAUACGCGUAGUAUCGACGCGAAUGUCUUCAACAUGUAAGUAUUAUCCAAGUCACGACGCGGAGUCCGACUUUGCAUAUAUCACCACAGUCUUCAAAGACAUCACAAUUAUUAUUGAACACAUCAAAAACAUCAUAGAAUGUAUAAUGAAUAUAAAUAUUAUGAUGGCAGGAGACAGGUAUACGCGGCGAAUCUGAAUAUAGUGAAGACACGUUUUUUGAAGCACACGGGAGUGCCGUUCAUCGUCUCCGAAGGAGGCCUUGAAGGUGACGAUGUACUGGCGAAGCUUGCGACACGCGCAGCCGCGGAACGGAGUGUUAUAGAAGCAGAGAUCCGAGCGAGGGCUCCUCCCCGACGUCGGCUGCAGCGAGCAGGAACAAGAGAUGAAAUGUCGGGACGAGAGAAGCAAGGAGAUGAUAUAGUUAAGGCUAUCUUGACGGGGGGAACUCGGAGGGAAGGAGAUAUAAUUAAGGCUAUCUUGACGGGGGGAACUCGGAGGGAGGGGUUGUCCAAAUCUAGUGUUCUUACUUCAGCUCUUCAAGCGCUGCACUUUCCCUAUUCAUUCUCUUAUUUCAUUAUAACUGCUAACAAACUAAUGGUUGUUCCCCUUUUUAGGCGACCCCUCUUCCAUUACCUCCCAGAACCAGAAGGAAGAUCUAAUAUAA